Molecule: messenger RNA, 1379 nt
Organism: Zingiber officinale
Lineage: Eukaryota; Viridiplantae; Streptophyta; Magnoliopsida; Zingiberales; Zingiberaceae
Product: cyclic dof factor 1-like
Exons: 2
Coding region: 148-1200 (350 amino acids)
Biological process (GO): regulation of DNA-templated transcription
Molecular function (GO): DNA-binding transcription factor activity; DNA binding
Source: RefSeq, a predicted model, not a curated record
GGAACUUGUGGCUCAAAUUCCACUCUCAGUGCUGACCUGGCCCUCCCUCCUUUCCCACUCUGUUAAACCCUGAGAGAACUGAGAAACAGAGAAGCAGAGGGAAGGUAAACUUAGGAGGAGGAAGGAGGGGUGAAACAGGGGAAGGAGAUGGCAGAGAAAAGAGGCAUCGCCGCCGCGAUCAAGCUCUUCGGGAAGACGAUAACAUUGCAGCGAGAAGGCGGCGGGGCAGGAGAUAAGCCUCAGGGAACUGCUGCGAGACCUCACGAGGAAACAGCAGACUCGCGAGAGAUGAAUGAGUCUUCCACCCAUCCUUCCAUCGUUAAGGAGGAGGAUGGCUCCACUAAGAAAUCGACGUUCGACGAACAAUCGAAAGAGAAAAUUGUGACUCUGAAGAAGCCCGACAAGAUACUCCCUUGCCCACGGUGCAGAAGCAUGGACACCAAGUUCUGCUACUACAACAACUACAAUGUGAACCAGCCCAGGCACUUCUGCAAGAACUGCCAAAGGUACUGGACUGCAGGAGGCACCAUGAGGAACGUCCCCGUCGGAGCUGGUCGACGCAAGAACAAGAACCCGUGCCAGUACCGGCACAUUUCGAUACCCGAAUCUGCUCUCCAAGCUCUCCGAUUCGAUGAGCCCUCAGCUCGUUACCCAUGUUUAACCACCAAUGGCACUGUGCUCGCCUUUGGCUCUGACACUCCUCUAUGCAACUCAGCUUCCAUGAUCAGCUCAAAGAUGGAAGAGGCAUCCGGAGUCGCACCGAAUCAAGAGGCAAACACUCAGAUUCCAUGUUUCAACGGAUCUACCUGGCCAUUUCCAUGGAACACACCACUUCCUUUUUGUGCGCCGAACGUACCGAUUCCGGUCUACCCCGCCGCAGCUUACUGGAGCUGCGCGGUGGAGCCCGGGACAUGGAACACUCCACGGCUCUCUGAGCCAGGCAAGCGUGUUCGAGAUGGGGAAGAUGGAUGCAGGCAGGUCGAUCCUGCCAAAACAUUCAGGAUCGAUGACUCUGAAGCAGCAGCAAAGAGCUCUAUAUGGACGAUGGACAGAGAGAACAUCACAGUCAACGGCGGAGGGCUCCUCAAGGCCUUCCUACCCAAGGACAACAUCAAGAACCAUGCACCGGAGGCACCGUCACUGCUGCAUGCCAACCCUGCAGCACUUGCUCGAUCCCUGCACUUCCAGGAGAGCUCUUAGACUAAACCACGCAAACUUCAACUGAAGACAGAAGCUGAAUUUUGCACGAGGAGGAAUUCCUCACUUUAAUGGUUUCACUAGUGUGCUACAGUGAGAGCAAUAGGUUCCUUUGAACAUAAAUAACUUAUUUAUGAGAAGUUGAAUGAAAAGAAUGAUUAAAUUAAUCUACCACUGCUUUU